Molecule: messenger RNA, 2379 nt
Organism: Apiotrichum porosum
Lineage: Eukaryota; Fungi; Basidiomycota; Tremellomycetes; Trichosporonales; Trichosporonaceae
Exons: 5
Coding region: 1-2379 (792 amino acids)
Biological process (GO): regulation of DNA-templated transcription; DNA-templated transcription
Molecular function (GO): DNA binding; DNA-binding transcription factor activity, RNA polymerase II-specific; zinc ion binding
Source: RefSeq, a predicted model, not a curated record
AUGGACGAUCUUUUAGCCCCCUCGGCUUCCGCGCCAGCGUCCAACAUGCCCUCGCGCGUCCGCGGCCCGCGCAAGACGACCGACAACAAGGUCAACAGGGUCACGUUCAGCUGUGCCGAGUGUCGCCGCCUCAAGCUCAAGUGCUCGCGCCAGCCGUGGCCGUGUACCAAGUGUGUUGAGCGCGGAUGCUCGACCAUCUGCCCCGAGCGCGAGCUGCGUGGUCAUCAGAACAAGCUGGUGAUCAAGGGCACGGAGGAGCUGCAUUCGCGUAUUGUCGAGCUCGAGCUCGCGCUCAAGGCCGCGCACGCCAAGACGAGCAAGGACGAGCACCACCUCCUGCGCGACACGACGGCAGUCAAGACACCGAGCGCCGACGGCGACGACCUGGGUGCGUUUGGCACGCUCACCAUCGGCACCGAGGGCGAAGCGCGCUAUGUCGGUCCCAACGCCGGCAGCCAGUACCUGCAGGACGACGACGACGACGGGAACAUUGAGCGGAGCGCUACGCCGCCCGUGGAACGUGCUCGGGGCGGUGCGUACGCCGACACGGGUCUGGCGCUGCUCGACUCCAUCUUCCCUGCGGGCUCGGCGUUCACUGUCGAGGAGCUGCAAAAGGACCUCCCGGACUGGGACGCCGAGGGCCGCGCGCUCAUGACGAGCUACUGGGACAAUGUCAACUGGAUGUACCAGAUCAUCCCGCAGAGCAUGUUUGAGGCGGACCACUUCCCCAACGCCUACAGCCUGUCGCACGAGGUGCGGCCGCACGCGCACAAGGUCGCAUGUGUGUUUCUCAUGAUGGCCCUCGGCGCCAUGUUCAACCUCCGUGGCCGGCCGUGGGACCCGCGUGCGCAGGAGCUGUUCCACCGCGGCCGCGCGUGUCUCGGCCUCAUUGGCCUCGAGCACGCCAGCCCCGCGACGGUGCAGGCGCUGCACCUCAUGGGCACGUUCAUCCUCAACGACCGGAUGGGCAACGGCGCCGACGUCUUCUGGCCCAUCCUGGGCGUGGCGACGCGCGUGGCCCAGAGUCUCGGUCUGCACCGUGACGGAGCGUCGUUUGGACUCUCGCCGUACGAGAUUGAGGAACGCCGGCAGGUCUACUGGGAGAUCCUGACGUAUGACCGCCUGCAGGCCAUGUGCUUUGGCCGUCCCGGUGCCCUGAUCAACCGGUCGUGCGACACAAAGCUGCCCUCGGACCCGCACUGGAUCCCGGACGAGGACGGGUUCCACCGCGCCAAAUACGAGCUCAUGGAGAUGAUGGAGCGCGUGAUUGACAUCCAGACGACUCCGGGGCCCGUGCAGUAUUCCGACGUUGUCGAGCUCGACAAGGCCGUGUGCGAGUUCCGCAACAAGCUCCCUGAGACACUCAUGCCCAACAUUGCAAUCCCCGAUCUGCCACUGGACACGAUGACGAGCCCGCACUUUGUGAUCCACCGGUUCGGGAUCCGCCUGCUGGUCGCGCAGACGCGUCUGCUGCUGAACCGCCACUGGGUGAUGCGCGCGAUCCAGAUGAACCCCAACGACCCGGUCGUGCAACACGACGCGGACCAGCAGGCCAUGUUUGGCGGUGCGUUCCUUGCGAGCUACGAGAGUGCGCAGGAGAUUGUCCAGGUCGUCAAGCAGCUUGUGCUGUACCACCCUGCGCUCAUUGCGCGCUGGUGGUUCUUCUGGUUCCACGCAUUCUCGGCUGCUGUUGUCCUGGCCGCUGUCGCCAUCCAUGCGCCCAAAUCGGCGUUUGCGGGACCAGCGUUUACGGGUCUGUCGCACGUGUGCACCAUCUGCGAGGCGGCCGGCAAGGGUUUCCGCGCAAAGUCGGGCUUGCCAUUCAUGAAGCGGCUCAAGCAGCGUGCGCAGGAGGCGCUGUCGAACGCGGGCGUCCGCGACCUCGAGGUGGAGAUCAUCUCGCACCUGAGCGCCGAGGCCAAGCUCGUGCGCGUGGGCCUGUCGCCUCCACGACCCAACAACGCGUCGCCCAAGACCGAGCUGUCGCCGGCCCCGCAGGCCCCCGGCAGUGGGGCCGACCGGUACGACGCGCCGCCGCCCAUGGCUGGCUGGCAGAUGCACCUCGACCCGACGCUUCCGGGCGCCCAGACGAUGGACUAUACCCAGAACUGGCUGGACGGCGUGCCGUGGCAUCCCGAGCUGGACUAUGGUGCCGGCGGGGGAGUGGCCGGUGGCCAUGGUGGCCACGGACAUGGGCAUGUCGGUGGUGGAGGUGGAGGUGGUGGUGGCGGCGGCGCGGGGAUGGACGAGCGGUUCGCGAUGGACAAUGACCUGAGCGUCGCGAUGGGUCUGGAGGGCGGGCAUGGCGAUGGUGUCGACUUUCACCAGUUUGUGAGCAACUUUGGCGGCCCGGACCGUGGUGGCAUGUAUGGGAGGUAG